Messenger RNA from Paramacrobiotus metropolitanus, 1328 nucleotides. RefSeq lists its product as uncharacterized. The coding region runs from base 278 to 1117 and encodes 279 amino acids. NCBI's taxonomy places the organism in Eukaryota, Metazoa, Tardigrada, Eutardigrada, Parachela, Macrobiotidae. The record is from RefSeq and is a predicted model, not a curated record. The transcript is spliced from 2 exons.
UGAAAUCUUCGUACCGGCCGUUUUCUUACCGUGAUAAUUUCAGUUAAUGCUAAGAGUGCUUUGGCAAAUCGUUUAUCUAAUAAUAUUACGGGAAUUGCAAAUCUGCUGCUCGUAAUUAUUAACAGCGGCACAGAAUUGCUUCAUAUUAUAUAUUUACGGAAGUGUAGAAGAUAGUGUACAGUAGAAGUAGUAUAUAGAUAUAGUGAUGUGACUCGUCUCGUACCGUACAAUUUUAUUAACCGAAAACAUUGUUGCAAUUUAUCCCGACAUUAAUAUUAUGGAAUCAUUCAAAGUGACAGCCGAAGAUAUCCUCACGUUUGAGCAAGACGGCGCAGUUUGUUUGCGAAAUGUUUUCAGUCCCGAGUGGGUGCGCAAAGUGGAAAGCGGUAUUGCUAAGAACCUGAAGCAUCCCAGUGGUUAUUCCGAAUUUCUAAAGGAUUCCUCCACCAGUCCUAUUGUAAUUUACAACGAAGGAAUAUAUUUUAACGAUUACUUCAACUGGAAAAACAUUCCCGAAUUUCAAGAUUAUGUAUAUCAUUCCCCGGCUGCCGACGUGGUACAACAGCUGUUGAAAACCGCAACAGUAACAUUCUAUCACGAACAUGUUUUAAUAAAGGAGCAAGGUGCAGCAAAAGAAACACCGUGGCACCAUGAUCAGAGCUAUUAUCCCUUCGACGGCGAGCAGGCGUGCUCAAUCUGGAUGCCGGUUGAUCCAGUCGCCUUACCGACCACAUUGCAAUUUAUUCGCGGAUCGCAUAAAUGGGGAUGGUUUUAUCCACGAAAGUUUGCUACAACCUUAAAUUACUCUCUAACGUCAACAGUCCUGGACCAUGAAUAUCGGGAUGUGCCAGACAUAGCCAACAUCCCAGAAAGCGAGAUCCUACAGUGGACACUGCAGCCUGGAGACUGCAUCGUUUUCCACAUGAAGACCCUGCACGGGGCAAAAGGCAAUAUGACUGCGAAUAAUCGCCGUAUAUUGUCCACUCGCUGGUUUGGAGAUGAUGUGCGGAUGGCGCAACGGCCGUGGGUGCCAUCGCCACCCGUAACCGGCAAGCUUAAAGUGGGCGAUCCACCUAACACUGAUCCAGAUCUAUUCCCGGUUGUCAAGCCUAUCUAAAAACCCAGGAGUUCGGGAGACUAAUUAACGAAUUUAGCUUGUUGCUCUUACUAUAUUAUAUUUGUUCCAUUUGCACCAAAUCUUGUUAUGUAUAGGCACGAAAGCAAUCAUGUGCCGUACCAGACGCUGUCAAACUCUAAUGGUAAAUUUCUUUUGCUCGCAGCGCAGUACGUUUCAAACAAAAUAAUGAUAAAUUAUUAACCAAUCGAAA